UCCGGCGUCUUCGCCAUCACCAAGACCCGACUUUUGCUAGUUGCGUCGCUGGCCAUCACAUGGUGGUUUGCUCAUCUCCUGCCGAGCUACAAGCCUAUGAUCAAGGCCGAGUUCAAGUCAAGAUUGGACGAGGCUCGCCAGAAGAUGCCCAAGAUCAAGGUUGACUGGAAACCCGACCUGACCAAGGACCCGAGAUCCAACUACAAUGCAUCCAAGAUAGCAUUGAUUAUCGAGCCGCGCCCUAUCCCGCAUCUCGUACCCCAGCUACUGCACAUGACCUCGGUCGUGCCUCCCGACUGGAGAUUCCUAUUCAUCGGCUCCAACAAGAGCGUUGUCAGCGUCGCCCGGAGCUACGGCAUCAAGCACCAGCAAGUCAUUGGAAAACUCGACUUGAUGGUCCUCCCUGAGCCCUGGCAAAUCGACACCAAGGAGCACGUCUUUCGACUGUUGACUGAUAUUCGCUUUUACGAAGAGUUCCUCCCUGGCAUCGAAUGGAUCCUCAAGUUCGAGUCCGAUAGCAUCCUCUGUUCCAACUCACCGACCAGCCUCAACGAGUGGCUCGAAUGGAGUUGGGCUGGCGCAUCCAGGACCCCUGAUGAUCGCUUCUCCGGCAAUGGCGGCCUUUCUCUCCGCCGAGUCUCGUCCAUCAAGAGAGUUUUGCAAUUCCAGGAAAGAUACAACGACACUGAAGCCGAAGACGAAUGGUACGGGAAGCGACUCUGGGUCAUGCAGGGCGAAAAAGUAGCCCACGGCAGAAAGGGUGUUUUGGCAGUGGAAGACGUCUACAUGGAGAAGCCCAUGGGUUACCACGUUAAGGAUGGCGGCCAGGGCAUUUCUGACAAGGUGUGGAAGAAUCCCAAGCAACGGAAGAAGAUUUUCGACUACUGCCCCGAGCUCAGCUUGAUCAUGGAUAUGAAGUUGGAGCGCGAGCGUUGCGAUGGCGACAACAAAGAAGGCAGCUUUGGCCCAACG
Colletotrichum phormii is the source of this 972-nucleotide messenger RNA. RefSeq lists its product as uncharacterized. The annotation marks the transcript as partial. The record is from RefSeq and is a predicted model, not a curated record. Lineage: Eukaryota; Fungi; Ascomycota; Sordariomycetes; Glomerellales; Glomerellaceae. The transcript has 3 exons.